CCACAACAAUAGAGAGCAGGUAGAGCAGGUAGGCUUGACCGUAUACUGCCAAGAAUAAUCGGAAAAUGGCAGCCCAACUCACAGACGAACAGAUUGCUGAAUUCAAAGAGGCAUUCUCCCUGUUUGACAAGAAUGGGGAUGGGACCAUCACAACCAAGGAGUUGGGCACUGUGAUGAGGUCGCUUGGACUGAACCCUACAGAGGCUGAACUUGUGGAUAUGAUCAAAGAAGUGGAUGCUGAUGGUAAUGGGACAAUUGAUUUACCAGAGUUCUUGACCAUGAUGGCUAAGAAAAUGGAUGACUGACAAGAUUCAGCACCAAGUCCAGGCAAUAACUCUGUGAUGCAUGCAAUGCUGGUCAUUACAUCACACACUGUAUAUCAUAUCAUGUCAGUGGCUUGGUGAAGGCAGAUGAGGCAUGUUAUUUAACUGCCCUGUCUAGAACAUUCCAGGAUUCAGUGUGAAGUGAAGUGAAGUGAAGUGAAGUGAUAAGGGCUCUGAGUAACUCUGCAUUACACUAUACCCUACCUUUCAGAAGAAGUCACUGAGAAGUAGAUGGUCUCCUGUUUCAAUCUCUGUAAAGGUCUUCCCUCUACCAGGACCACAGCUUGAUUUUUCUUUAGACAUUCACUGAUAUGUCUCUGGCUUAAUCAUGACAUUUUUUUUUCUGCUGUGAAUUACUCAACUGGCCUCCAGUGUAGAAUACCAAAGGCCUGUGUGGGUAUAAAGAUAAUCGUGAGGUUCUCAGAUAUAAUCUUCCAUCAUCUUUCAUUUGGUGUGAGCAAUAUUAUGAACUAGAUAUGUAUAAGUCGAGUAGGGUAAGGUGAUGUUAUUAUUUUUUUAAGCCAUGUCCUUCAACAUGUUGAUCAGCAUUCUUGAGAUACACUUCGAGUCAGGCUGAUGGGUCAACAUUUUUCAGUUAUAGUUUGUUCAGUUUUAAAAUAUGCUGGGUUGUUAUGUAACUGAAACUUAACAAAAUCUCAUCAACUUCAUAACCAUCUUAAAAAUGAAGAACAUCCUCAACCUCACAUCAGGCGUUGUUCUGCUGGUAUCCAAGAAUCUGACCAUUCAUGUUAACAAAUCACUGAUAAAAAAGAAAAGAAAGAAUUUUAUUUUACUUUAAAAUAAGGAAAUAAAAUAUGUAACAUGGACUUUAAGUUUUUUUACUAAAGAAAGAAGAUAGAAUAAAAGAAAGUAAUAUGACA
Molecule: messenger RNA, 1204 nt
Organism: Lingula anatina
Lineage: Eukaryota; Metazoa; Brachiopoda; Lingulata; Lingulida; Lingulidae
Product: calmodulin-alpha
Cellular component (GO): myosin II complex
Molecular function (GO): calcium ion binding
Source: RefSeq, a predicted model, not a curated record